Gossypium arboreum is the source of this 691-nucleotide messenger RNA. Its product is annotated as pleiotropic drug resistance protein 3-like. NCBI's taxonomy places the organism in Eukaryota, Viridiplantae, Streptophyta, Magnoliopsida, Malvales, Malvaceae. The coding region runs from base 230 to 691 and encodes 153 amino acids. The transcript has 3 exons. The record is from RefSeq and is a predicted model, not a curated record.
UAAUGAGAUAUAAAAACAAGGUUAUUCGAAAAAGCAAUCACGGCCAUAGAAUAUAAACAAUAAACGGAAUAGAAAAAAUGCAAAAAAAAAAAUCUAUUAAUCUAUAUAAAAAAAAAGUUGGUAACUAUUGCACACAUAUCACUUAUAAUUACUAGAUAUAAAAAAAAAUUACACUAUUAUUAUACGUGAUAUAAGUGGUAGAUUUUGAAAUGAUGGUCUCCGCAAAUAUAUGCAUAUAUAUACAAAGGGCGAGGCCUACAGAUAUAAGUUCAUAGUGGAAACUGGAAACUAUUGUGUUGAGUUGGUUAGUAUGGAACGUGUAUAUGGUGAAAUGGAGUCGCAAUGUUCAACAGAUAAAGGUGAUGGGACUGUAGUAGGGUUUGGUAGAGGAGUGGAAGUGGUGGAUAUUAAGAAGCUUAGUGCUGAGGAGCGCCAUGUUUUGAUAGAGAAGCUUAUCAAAAACAUAGAGAAAGAUAACCUCCGGUUGUUGCACAAGACUAGAAAAAGACUGGACAGAGUUGGUGUAAAGUUGCCCACGGUGGAGGUGAGAUACAGAAAUCUUAGCGUGGAAGUUGAAUGUGAUGUGGUUCAUGGGAAGCCUCUACCCACGUUGUGGAAUUGUCUUCUGUCCGUUCUCUGUUACCCUGCAGUAAGGCUGUUUGGUUUUAAGACGCACCGAGCCAAAAUAUAA